Fusarium sp. VM40 is the source of this 1140-nucleotide messenger RNA. The record is from the annotation of a GenBank genome assembly. Lineage: Eukaryota; Fungi; Ascomycota; Sordariomycetes; Hypocreales; Nectriaceae.
AUGAAGUUCAUCAGCAUUCUCGCUUUUGCGGCCUCGUUAGCCCACGCAUAUCCCAAGCCCAGUGUGUCCAAUGGAGCAUUGUACUUCCUCGACAGUGAUCCUCAAGGAGCCUCAGUAGUUUCAUUCAGUAUCGAUGAGAAUGGAAUACCACGCGAUCCGCAGAGAACCUCAACUGGUGGAAGUGGUCUCAUCGGCAUGAACGUGAACGGCACAGUCAAGAUGGAUCCGCUGUUCUCCCAAAGCUCCAUCAUCGUUAACGGCAACCUUUUGUUCACUGUCAACGCCGGCUCAAACACCCUGGCCGCUUUCCACAUCCCCAAGCACGACCCAGUCCAUCCCAUACUUCUCGGAAAGCCCGCCGACACGGUCGGUACCACGCCUAGCACGGUUGCCUAUUCCCCAAAGAACAAAAUCGCCUGUGUCGCCAACACUGGAACCAAUCCUGGUGUGCAGUGCUUCACUGUGUCUAGAAAAAAUGGUCUCAAACCCGUGGGCAGCCUCAAACCACUUCCAGUUCAGGGUCAGACUAAUCCCAUCACGGGACCGCCAAACACUGUGUCAGACAUCCUCUUCAACCCUUCAGAAACGGCACUCUUCGUUACUAUUAAGGGAGAUGGUAUGAGUGAUGGAUAUGUGUAUGCUUACAAGGUCAAUCAUGGCACUGUAAGCGAAGAAGCUGUUGUGUCGCGACCGAUCAAUUUGCCUGUGGCUUUCGGUAUGAGCUUUUACUCUGACGACGCUGCCGUCAUCGUCACGCCUGCCUAUGGCGCUGCGUUUGUGUCCGUCACCGAUAAUCUGAACGUUGUAACUGAGUACAACAUCACUAUCCCCGGUCAAGUCGCAACCUGCUGGUCUGUUGCUUCUGAAGACACCAGCUCAGUUUAUUUGCUCGAUGCUGGCGUCGCAAACAUCACAUCUCUCAACACUGAAACCAUGGCUAUUGAAAAUAGUCUCCCUGGCUUCGAGAUGGGUAAGGGUAAUUUCGAUGGUGUCAUCGCAGGGUCUAAGUUGUAUGUUCUGCAAUCUGCUCCUGCAAUUGCUACGUUCGAUUUGGAGGACUCUUCUUGCGGCCCUGAAAUGACAGAUUUGAGCGGUCUUGGGGAGCGUGCGUCUUGGACUGGAAUGGCGGCUUACAUUUGA